CCUUUCUCGACGCAACACAAAUACCAGACGAUGGCGCCGAGGAAGGCCAAGGGCGGGGCGCCAUCCACAAGUGGCGGGGGCGCACAGGAGAGCGGCGGCAUGGAGGCCGUCGUCUCGCGCUUUCCCCUCACCUACCCUUUCCCAGACCCGCUCACGGACCUCGACGUGAUCCCGGCGUCGGACGUGUCGCUGGAGCAGGACCUGCUCCUCAAUAUCGACAACCAGCGCUCCUGGAACGGCUACCUGGACCACGUCGUCUCGUCCAACCGGCCGUCGGAGAACCAGCCGCUGUUCCACUCGCCCGACGAUGCCCUCUCCUCGGUCGAGGUCCGCUAUCUGGGACCGCUGGCCUCGUCCGAGAACCGCCUGGCGCUCAAGAGGGUCACGUUUGCCUAUGAGCGCGCAAUCGCCCAGUUCCCCACCUCCUACGGUGUCUGGCGCGACUACCUGCUGCUUCGGAUGCAGUUUGUUCUCGCCGAGCCCAGGGGCGGACUGGAUGGCUUCUGGAAGCGGCAGAUCAAGACGGGCAAGCAGAAUCUCGAAGCAGGCCCAACACUCUUGGAGGGCGGCGUUGAGGGGGCCGACGAGUGGGAGUGGGGCAAACGGCAGGGCGCGAGCAUCGAGCCCCUCGAUGGAAGAGUGGGGCAUCGGGAGUGGGAGAGCCUCGCGGCCGUCUUUGAGCGCAGCCUGAUCUGUAUACCCAGGGCCCCUCGGAUUUGGUUGCUGUACUUCACGCUCCUCCUCCAUCCUUCCUGCCCGCCGACGCUGUCGCACACGCACACCCGCCGCACCUUUGACCGGGCACUCAGGACACUGGCCCCUUCGCAGCAUCUCCGCGUCUGGAAGCUCUACCUCAGAUGGGCCGAGAUGCGGUCCGGCGAGACGUGCCUGCGCAUCUGGAGGCGCUACCUCUCCGUCGACCCAAGCUUGACGGAGCGAUUUGUCGUCCUCCUCGAGCGCAUGAGGGCUAGUCUCGAAGAGGAGGAAGAGGACGAUGACGAUGAGGAAGAAGAGGAAGACGAGGAGAAGGACAAGCUCAAGGCAAAGAGGUCGCUCGAGGCCGCAAAGGUCCUCUUGAAGCUGGCGAGCGAGGCUGGGCAAGGCCGCUACACCUCGCCCGAGGGAAAGAGCGCCUACCAGCUCCUCAUCGAGUGGCUCGAGCUCUGCGAAAAGUAUCCCGACGAAGUAGGGAUGGACCGCGAGGAGGAAGACGCGCUACCCUCGUCGUCUGGCGAGUCUGGCAGCGCGGCAUACAAGCUCACAGACUCGGAUACCGAUGUGGCUUCGUCGUCGAGGCUGCCCGUCUCGCACAUUGUACGCUCGCUCGGCCUGGCGCGAUUUCCAGACCAGGCAGGCCGACUCUGGACCGGCCUGGCUACGUACUGGAUUCGACGAAACGACCUGGAGGCGGCCAAAGACACCUUUGAAGAGGGCAUUGCUAAUGUCGUGACGGUGCGAGAUUUCACCCAAAUCUUUGACGCUUACGCCGAGACGAGCGAGAAUGUCGUUGGCUUCCUCAUGGAGGCGCUCGCAGGCGACGAAGAAGACGAGGAAGACGAGGAAGAAGAAGAGGAGGAGGAGGAGGGUGAGAGCAGAGCGGCAAAGGAGGCUGAGCUGGAUCAGAAAAUGAAGGAAUUCGAGGACCUGAUGGAGAGAAGGCCCUUCCUCGUCAACGACGUCUUGCUCCGAAGAAAUCCGAACGACGUGCAGGAGUGGGAGAAGCGCGUCUUGCUGCACGGCGACGACGAUGAGAAGGUCGUUGAGACGUACAAGAAAGCAAUCGAGACGAUCAACCCGCGAAAGGCGACUGCGAACCACCAUGUGCUCUUCAUCAACUUUGCUCGCUUCUAUGAGGAGGGUGGCAAUGCCGGCAGAGAGUUCUUGCAGCAGCUACAGGGCGAGGAGCCAGUGUGCGAGGACGAGGAGGUGCCCGAGGCUGACAUCGACUCGGCCAGGAAGGUGUAUGAACGAGCGACGACGGUCCCAUUUAAGCGCGUCGACGAUCUGGCAGACGUGUGGUGCCAGUGGGCCUCGAUGGAGGCGCGCCAGGGCAACUUUGAUGCCGCACUCCGAGUCAUGGUUCGGGCGACGGCCGCGCCAAGAUCGGCGGCCCAGAUCAAGUCAAUCAGCUUCUACGAUGAGAGCCUACCCGUGCAGACACGCCUGUUCAAGAGUGCCAAGUUGUGGGCGUUCUACGUCGACCUGCAGGAGGCCCUCGACAGUGAUGGAUCCGUCGAGGGAACAAAGGCCGUGUACGAUCGCAUGAUCGACCUCAAGAUCGCCACACCCCAGGUCCUCAUCAACUAUGCCGGUUUCCUCGAGGAUCAUCACUACUUUGAGGAGGCUUUCAAGGUGUACGAGCGCGGCGUCGAGGCCUUCACCUAUCCUGUUGCGUUUGAGCUCUGGAACGUAUACCUGUCCAAGUUUGUCGCACGGUACGGCGGGACUAAGAUCGAGCGCGCGAGGGACCUCUUUGAGCAGGCGCUCGAGAGCUGUCCGGAGAAGUUUGUCCGGCCGCUGUUCCUCAAGUACGGUCAGCUCGAGGAGGAGCACGGCCUGUCGAAGCGGGCAAUGCGCAUCUAUGAGCGCGCCACCGAGCGCGUGUCCGAAGACGACCGGUUCGACAUGUUUGCCUUUUACAUUGCCAAGGUGGCCGAGGGGGCCGGGGGCAUCGCAGCGACGCGCAGCGUAUACAGCCGGGCGAUUGAGGUGCUGCCAGACAGGCAGACCGCGCGCAUGUGCCUCCGCUUUGCGGCUCUCGAGCGCAAGCUUGGCGAGGUGGACCGGGCAAGAGCCAUCUACGGCCAUGCGGCUCAAUUUGUCGAUCCCCGAUCCGACGACGAAGGAAGUGGCGCAGAGGGAGGCUUGGGCUUCUGGAAGGCAUGGAACAGGUUCGAAAUCGAGUGCGGGACCGAGGAGACAUUUAGGGAGAUGCUUCGGAUCAAGCGGAGCGUCCAGGCCCAAUUCAAUACCGACGUUAGCUACAUUGCGGCCUAUGCCAGGAGCGCAGCAGCCAAGGCAAAGCAGCAGACGAAUGGGUCUGCCGCAGCAGCAGCAGCAGCAAACGAAGAGGCAGACGACGACGAGGACCAGGAGAACGACCCUAUGCGAAAGGCAGAGGUCGAAGCCAGGGCAAGAGCUGGUGGACCCAGCUUUGUGGCGGCCAAGCAGAGUCAGGCACAAGUGCAACAAGCACCAGAGGAGAAUGAAGAAGAGAUUGGAGGGGGUGACGACGACGAUGAGGAUCUCAUGUAGUGUAGAUUGCUGCAAUUGAAUUAAGGAUUCGAGUGUAGAUGCAAGCCC
This is a messenger RNA of Acaromyces ingoldii, 3303 nucleotides long. RefSeq lists its product as hypothetical. The record is from RefSeq and is a predicted model, not a curated record. Gene Ontology annotation, biological process: mRNA splicing, via spliceosome; generation of catalytic spliceosome for first transesterification step. Bases 31 to 3255 code for a protein of 1074 amino acids. NCBI's taxonomy places the organism in Eukaryota, Fungi, Basidiomycota, Exobasidiomycetes, Exobasidiales, Cryptobasidiaceae. Gene Ontology annotation, molecular function: protein binding. The transcript is spliced from 2 exons. Gene Ontology annotation, cellular component: post-mRNA release spliceosomal complex; U2-type catalytic step 2 spliceosome; Prp19 complex.